GCCGCUGCCUUUCUUCUCUCUUGUUUCCCUCUCUUCGUCCUUGUUCGAGCUUUUUCAAUGGCUUCCAAUCGGAGCAAGCCAUCUCCGAUCUCCGCCUCAGCUGCUCCUCCUCCUCCUCGAACCCUAAACGUCCAGAAAUUUGCAGAAUGCCGAGCACCGGAGCUCGAAUCGCUGCACGAAAUUAUCGCCGGUCGGCUUGGACAUGGCUUCCGGAUCCAGCGUGAGAAGCGAAGGAGAACGACGGGACACCUGGUCGCAAAGAAUCGGCGCCGGAAACGGCGGAAAACGGUAGAUGGCGGCGAGGCGGAGGAUGGCGGGAAGAAGGUCUCCAGGCGGGCUCGUCGGAGGGCUGAACUUCAGAGGAAUCCGUUGACAGGAUUUUGUGUUUCUGGAGAUGGGACGAAGAGGCUAAGAACUCAUCUGUGGCAUGCGAAGCGGUUCACGAUGGUGAAGCUGUGGGGUUUUUACCUUCCACUUGGUCUGCGAGGCAGAGGAAGAGGCUCGAGGUCUAUCUUGAAGUGUUUGAAAUCUGGAACACUUGUACAUGAUGCUAGCUAUUGCUCUCCUAUCCAAUUGGAUGGUCCAGAGGAUUCCAUAUUGUCUGUUUUGAAGAUGGUCUUAUUGCCCUCGCUCUCAGAUGAUUGGAAGAAGCUAUACAAGCCCAUUGCUUAUGGAGUCUGUUAUGGCAAUGCAAUGCUUUAUCAUGUUGGAACCCAUCUGUCUCGAUUGAUUGCUCCAGUGAUGUACAUGUGGCGGCCAUUUGAUAGGGGCAAUGCGCACAUUUGUGUUGAACAAGAUCAUAAUUCUGGUCACUGUAGCAUACCUGAUGAAAAUAGCCACAGUAAUUUAUCUGACCGACAACUGUGGAUAUGGAUUCAUGCUGCAGCUUUUAAUGAAGGAUUUGAUGCUCUGACAUCUGCAUGUCAAAAGCUGAUGGAUGGGAGUGGUGUCACUGUUAGUUGUUCAUCGCUUGUUGGCCGCCUAGGCAAAUUAGAAGUUAUUGGGUCCAACGCAAAUCAAGCUAUUAAAAAGCUGCUACAUCCUGCGCCUGAAUAUUGUGAUAGGUCUGAUCAGGCUGCAUCAAGAUGCUCAAAUUCAAUAGAGGACCCCAUUUCUCAAGUUAAAAAAUCAUACAUUAUGCAUCAUGCAGAGCAUCUCCCAUCCAAUGCAGUUUUUUCUUUGAAAGUUUAUGAUCCCCGGGAUUUACCAUCCACAGGAAGUGAGUCCAUACCUGAAGUAGCUUUUACUAAACAAGAGAACAAUUUGCAGCAUGAUAAUGUCACAGAUGCCAAUACUGAAAUCUCUGCCAAUACUGAAGAUUUGUUGUCCUCUUUUUGGUCGGAACCUCGAUCUAACGGAGGUUUUCUUUCUGAUAGUGAAGGUUUGUGGGGCUCAAAUGAUAAGUUGAGUCCUCCAAUACAGGAAAAUAUCCUCUGUGAGGAGAAGCAUCUUAAGCGAUUAGAGUUAUUUUGCCUUGAUGAGUCUGACAACCUGACACCAGUAACUGGUUGUAGAAAGGGUUCUUUUCAAUUAUGCCCGCUUCUACUUUUGAAGCAUAAAGAUAUUGGAAACAUCAGUGCAGGAUGGUCUAUCAUUCUUCCGCUGAGUUGGGCUAAGGUAUUUUGGCUUGCCCUGGUCUCAAAUGGGGCUCAUGCUGUCGGCAUAAGAGAAAAGCGGUGGGUUGCAUGUAAUAACGGUUUACCCUCCUUUCCGUUUGAUUUUCCUGAUUGUGAAGCAUACUCAUCAGCCAUGGCUGCCAAGUGUAUUGAAACUGAUAGAAAUGCUGAACUUCGCCCUCCUGCUGCACAACCUUUAAAAGUCCCAAUACCUCCCCCAUGGUCCUGUGUGUUGUCAACUAUUGAAAGAGGACAGAGCACCAUUAAUGAUCAUUCAACACCAGUGAGCCAAGAAUCUGAUCAUGAAGCAGUUCUUGAGGGUACAUUGGUGAAGCCAGUUUCCGAGCUAUUAGAAUCAUCAUCAUCAUCAUCAUCAUCAUCAGAGCAAGCUGCACCAACUUUUCAAGGCUUCAUCCCAAGAACAUCCGAUGCUUUGAGUCAGUACAUAGAAAAGAAAGCUGAUAAACACUUGCUUUUGUUUCCUGAUCUUUCUCUCCCAACUGAAGAAAACUGGUUUGGCUGUCUCACCAGAUGCUCCAACCUUAAGCCUUAUGACCGUGAGCUAUGCUUUGUUAGAGUCCUCCUUCAUGCUUUCAAAGAAGGUUUCUUUGAAGAAGGUGCAGUCAUUUGUGCACCAACACCUACUGAUUUAUCUAAUUGGACAUCAAGAUCUGACGAGGAGACGGAAGGUCUGCAAAUUCCCCAGUGUGUUCUGAAAUCAUAUUUUUCACAGAAAGUUUCAGGAAAAUGGGAACUGCAUCUUCCAAGUGACAAUACAGCUUUUCAAACACACAGAUGGCCUAUUGGUUUCAUCACAUCCGGCUUUGUUCCUGGCAGGAGUGGCAAGCCAGUAGCAGUAUCAUACUGUGAAGCAAAACUGCUUUCUCUACUAAGAAACCAACAAUGGAGCAUGAACAAGAAGAGCAGGCCUGAGAUCUUUGUGCUAGUCCGUAAUCUCAGAUCCACUGCUUAUAGACGAGCCCUUGCAACCAUUGUUUUGGAACAGCAAAAAGAAGACUUGGACUUCAUUUGAGAUUGGGUUUGAGGAGAAGAACCUUGGUGCGAAAGCGGCAGAAUCCGUGCAUGGAGAGGACCUGGUUGGAAACAAGAAAGGAGAUGAUGAUGAUAAUGAUGAUGAUGAUGGGGGAGUAGUGCUUACCUGGUUGAGUUGAUCAACAGAGUACCAGCGGCGGUUACGAGUCUCGACGAAGAAGAGGUAUCCUUCCAGCGAGAGCUUCUCCUUCCUCUGCUCUGACAUUUCUGCUUCUUUUAUUUAUACUUUCUUUUUCUUUUCUCUAUCUACUCGUCUUUUGUUUUAUUUGUACUUGUGCUGGUCUUCUUAUUUAUUACUUUCUCUUCAGAUGAAAGGAAACUGACCCUUGUUCUUC
Messenger RNA from Dioscorea cayenensis subsp. rotundata (Guinea yam), 3004 nucleotides. RefSeq names its product ribonucleases P/MRP protein subunit POP1. The record is from RefSeq and is a predicted model, not a curated record. The transcript has 11 exons. Lineage: Eukaryota; Viridiplantae; Streptophyta; Magnoliopsida; Dioscoreales; Dioscoreaceae. Bases 58 to 2649 code for a protein of 863 amino acids. Gene Ontology annotation, cellular component: nucleolar ribonuclease P complex; ribonuclease MRP complex. Gene Ontology annotation, biological process: tRNA 5'-leader removal.